This is a messenger RNA of Rhea pennata, 4602 nucleotides long. It is a transcript of the gene MCTP1, whose product is annotated as multiple C2 and transmembrane domain containing 1. The record is from RefSeq and is a predicted model, not a curated record. NCBI's taxonomy places the organism in Eukaryota, Metazoa, Chordata, Aves, Rheiformes, Rheidae. Gene Ontology annotation, cellular component: synaptic vesicle membrane. The coding region runs from base 13 to 2691 and encodes 892 amino acids. The transcript has 20 exons. Gene Ontology annotation, biological process: regulation of neurotransmitter secretion. Gene Ontology annotation, molecular function: calcium ion binding.
CGCCGCAGGAGGAUGGAGGCGAGCAAGGAGCCCCGGGCGGCCGCGGCGGAGAAGCCCGGCGAGCCCGAGCCGGCCGUGUCCUUCCAGGCGCGGCUCUGGAGGAACCUGCAGCUGGGGGGCAAAGGCCGGAGCGGCGGGCGGGCGGCAGCCGAGCGCCGCACUGCGGAGCCCCCCGCCGCCGCUGCCGCCGCGCUGCCGCCGCCGGGCCCCGGCAAGGGCGACCCGCCGCCCGGCGCCAAGUGGGGCGGCUUCAGGCGGAGGAAGCAGGUGCUGGACCGCGUCUUCUCGUCCUCCCAGCCCAACCUGUGCUGCUCGGCGGCCGAGCCGCUGGAGCCGGGCGGCGAGUCCGGCUCCGCCCUGCGCCGCCUGCGGGAGCACCUGCUCCACCAGGGCAAGGGGCCGCCGCCGCGCCGCCCGGCCGCAGCGGAUGAGGGGCCCAAGGGCAGGAAGGAGGAGCGGCGGCCCGGCGCGCACCUGUCCCACCAGAAGAGCUCCUCGCUGCCCAGCACCGCCUGCCUGGAGCAGCUGCUGCAGGGCUCGCCCACGGCCGGCAGGAGGAGGGAGCCGCCGGCGGAGGACGGCGGCGGCGGCGCGAGAACAAAUUCAGUUGGAACUAGUAAUGCAGAUUUUCCCUCUGCGGAUCCCGGUAUGUACCAGUUGGACAUUACUUUAAGAAGAGGACAGAAUUUAGCAGCACGGGAUCGUGGAGGAACCAGUGAUCCGUAUGUCAAAUUCAAAGUUGGAGGAAAAGAGGUAUUUAGAAGUAAGACAAUACACAAGAACCUCAAUCCUGUGUGGGAAGAAAAAACUUGCAUUCCUAUAGAUCAUACCAGAGAACCUUUGUAUAUAAAGGUCUUUGAUUAUGACUUUGGACUUCAAGAUGACUUUAUUGGUUCAGCAUUUUUGGAUCUUACUUCAUUAGAAUUAAACAGGCAAACAGAGGUUACCUUGAGUCUGAAGGAUCCUCGCUACCCUGACCAUGAUCUGGGAAGUAUAUUGUUAUCGGUUCUGUUGGCUCCUAGAGAAGAACAACGAGAAGUAUUUCAGACCCAGAGCUUGCGUCUCUCAGAUCUGCACAGAAAGUCUCAGCUAUGGAGGGGUAUAGUUAGCAUUACUUUAAUAGAAGGUCGUGAGCUUAAGGCAAUGGAUGCAAACGGGCUGAGUGAUCCCUACGUGAAGUUCCGGCUGGGACACCAGAAGUACAAGAGCAAGAUUGUGCCAAAAACUUUGAAUCCUCAGUGGAGGGAGCAGUUUGACUUUCAUCUUUAUGAAGAACGAGGUGGAAUUAUUGAUAUUACCGUGUGGGACAAAGAUGCUGGCAAAAGGGAUGAUUUUAUUGGCAGGUGCCAGGUUGACCUGUCGGCUCUAAGUAAAGAACAAACUCACAAGCUGGAGAUGCCGCUGGAGGAGGGCGAGGGAUGCCUGGUACUGCUGGUCACUCUGACAGCCUCAGCUGCAGUCAGUAUCUCUGACCUCUCUGUCAACUCCUUGGAGGACCAGAAAGAGCGAGAGGAAAUACUGAAGAGAUAUAGUCUAAUGAGAAUGUUCCAUAACAUAAAGGACGUGGGAUUUCUGCAGGUGAAGGUCAUCAGAGCCGAAGCAUUGAUGGCAGCUGAUGUCACAGGUAAAAGUGAUCCAUUUUGUGUAGUUGAAUUGAACAAUGACAGACUGCUGACACAUACUGUCUACAAGAACCUCAAUCCUGAAUGGAACAAAAUCUUCACAUUCAAUAUUAAAGACAUCCACUCGGUUCUUGAAGUGACAGUUUAUGAUGAAGACCGCGAUCGCAGCGCCGACUUCCUAGGCAAAGUUGCUAUACCGCUGCUGUCUAUUCAAAAUGGUGAACAGAAAGCCUACGUCUUGAAAAACAAGCAGCUGACAGGGCCAACAAAGGGGGUCAUCUAUCUUGAAAUAGAUGUGAUUUUUAAUGCUGUGAAAGCCAGCAUACGAACCUUAAUGCCCAAAGAGCAGAAGUACAUUGAAGAGGAAAACAGACUGUCUAAACAGCUGCUGUUAAGAAACUUUAUCCGCAUGAAGCGUUGUGUCGUGGUGCUCAUAAAUGCUGCCUAUUACGUUAACAGUUGCUUCGACUGGGAUUCACCCCCGAGAAGUCUCGCUGCUUUUUUGCUUUUUCUUUUUGUGGUUUGGAACUUUGAGCUCUACAUGAUACCACUGGCUUUCUUGUUGCUGUUGGCAUGGAACUACUUCUUGAUCAUAUCAGGGAAAGAUAACAGGCAACACGAUACAGUAGUGGAGGACAUGCUAGAGGACGAGGAAGAAGAAGAUGACAGAGAUGACAAGGACAGUGAGAAAAAAGGAUUUAUGAAUAAACUUUAUGCCAUCCAGGAGGUGUGUGUCAGUGUCCAGAAUGUCCUUGAUGAAGUGGCUUCCUUUGGAGAAAGGAUAAAGAAUACAUUCAACUGGACUGUCCCAUUCUUAAGCUGGCUGGCAAUUGUUGCCCUCUCUGUGUUCACAAUCAUCCUGUAUUUCAUUCCACUGAGAUACAUUGUCCUUGUCUGGGGCAUCAAUAAAUUUACAAAGAAGCUUCGAAGUCCAUAUGCAAUUGAUAACAAUGAGCUACUUGAUUUUCUGUCCAGAGUUCCAUCAGAUGUGCAAGUGGUGCAAUAUCAUGAACUGAAACAAGAUACCAGUCACAGCCCAAGUAAGAGGAAGAAAAACAAUCCUGGCUAGCCAACUUCAUGUACUGAAGAGACUAGCAUCUGCUGGGAGAAGAUAAAAGCAAAAGACUACAGCCUAAGCAGCAUUUCCUUUCUUUAAGCUUUUUAUUUAUUUUGCCUUUUUAUCUAAUGGAGAGAAUGUGUAAAUAUUGUAUAAAGGCAUUUCUCAUUGAAUAUAUACUUAGAGUGUAAAGACAUAUUUGAUCAAGGUUUCCAGUAGGGCUUUGCUGUUGGAAAGCCUAGUUAGAAAUAGCAUAACACAUUAAGGGAAUCAGUGUAAAACGGUAAAUAUGUACUGUUACUUGAUGGUCAAAGAUACCUUAAAUAUUCAAAUCAUAUCAAUUAAAUCUGCAAAAGAUGUAAAUUUAAAUCUGACUCAAAAAAACUAGUCAGGUUUUAUCUGUGAACAUUAAUAUUUUUAUCCAGUAUGUCACCAUUACAAUUUUCUAUGUUUUAUACAUUUCAACAGAAAUACAGUGUAGUGGAACCUACUGCACUUAAGUUUUAGGAGAUUUUUUGAACUCUAGACCCUGAUAUUAGCUCCUGGUGCAAUGUAUUCCUGUGCAGUAGGGCUGCUUAUAAGCUAAUGAACACACCAAGUGCAAAUCUUUUACUGGAGCUCCCAAAAGAAGUUCCUGAUGUUUUAAUCAUUCCAUUAUAAGACUUAAAAAUCUUUUUCUCUCAAAAUACUGCCAGGUUUGUAACUGAUUGCCUAUCUGAUUUUUUUUUUUUUUUUAAUAUAUAUAUAUAUAUGUACCAGUAAUCUUAAUUUGUACUACAUAGUUUAGUGAAUGAGUCCAUAGUUCUGCUGUAAUGGAAGUACCAUCAAACUAACUCCAUAUUGCUUUGGGUGUCAGGCUAUCUAUACCUUUUGUGCACAUAACUAUUUUAAUACAGAAAUCUUGCAGAAAAUAUUUUUGCUUUCAAAUCACAAGAUCAUAUUAACAUGCUUAUGGUGGAACAUUUUACCUGUUACCAAAUGUGAAAUAUAGUAUAGACAAAAAAAAAAAGGCAAUUUUUUUUUGUGCUAAAACUGAUACACCAGUUUUAUUUCCUUAGCUGAUAAUGUUAACAGUUCUUCUGAUGCAGUUGUGCCCUACUGCAUGGAAACUGCAUUAUUUUUUAUAGGUUAAAUGGAACAUACAGAAUGAAUGUUUACAUUUCAAAUGUUUUAAUGGCCACUGCAUAGGACCCCUUAAAGAUAUAUUCUCAUAUUUCUGCAUGUAGAGUUCCACACCCAGCUGCCCCCAUAGUGAGCAGAAAAUUCAUUCCUAAGAGACUAUCUGUGCACAGCUCUUAGUCAUAGCUCCCCAUGACAUCAAAGGGGGGGGGUUUUGCCCAAGUGAGAACUGCAGGACUAUACCCUCAAGAGAAAAAUUUCUCCUGUUGUUCUCUGUGGGGUACCUUUCAUUUGUUGCAAUUGCUGGGAAAGUUAUAUUGCACCAGUCUAACAAUACUUUUUGAAAAGAUUAUUUAGAAAUACUUUGCAGGCAAAUGUAUACAGACUUGACUAAAGAAUUAUUUGUUGGAUGCAUUACUCAUGAAAGAUCAUUCUGAAUUUAUUUUAACUAAUUUCUUAUAUUACAAUUAUUUUGAUCUAUUUGUUUGUACGUUUGAAAGAAUGCCAAUCCAAUUAAUGUUCUGUAGAAAGUCUUGGACUUAAAUAUGCUUUUGCUAGAUCAUGAUUUUCCAGAAAUUUAUUUACAAAGGUUACGUCAUACCCACCUUUUCACUGUCUGUUGCCUGAAGAGCAACAUAAAAUUGAGGAAGUCAGAAUCACAGAUGAGCCUUUUUUUGCUUUAAAAAAAACUUUGUUUGACAAUGUGUGAAUAUUUGUUCCCAAUUGUCAAUUUUGCAAAGUCCUUCUGAUAUAUUGCAAGCCUUGUACCUUCUAAAUAUUAUCCAUUGUUCUGUGUAAAAUUUC